AUGCGCAUCUUCUCUCGAGUUGGCUUUCCACCGCUGAAGAACUUCCUCUUUCUCGGAGGUAAAGGACCAACCACCUUUUUAUUAACCUUUCUAACAAAUUUUCGUAGAUUACGUCGACCGCGGCCGUCAAAGCAUCGAGACAGCUGUCCUGCUUCUGGCCUACAAGACAAGAUAUCCGGCAAAUUUCUUCCUGUUGCGCGGCAACCAUGAAUGUAG
Molecule: messenger RNA, 216 nt
Organism: Meloidogyne enterolobii
Lineage: Eukaryota; Metazoa; Nematoda; Chromadorea; Rhabditida; Meloidogynidae
Source: the annotation of a GenBank genome assembly